AUGGCAACACUAUCGCCUCAAGACAUUAGAACACUGGAACACACCCGCCAGCGCCUUGCUCAGCUUACAAAAUCCCUAGAUUCUUUGCAAAAACAGAUUCACACCAUAGAACCUCUUCCAUCAUGGUCCUCCCUCCACUCGCUUUCCCAAAUCAUAUCCCAAAACCUCGCCUCUGUCUCCGCCCACCUGACCACACACGCCCCGCUCCUUUCGUCCCUGGUCGCCUACCCCUUGCCACUAUACCCCGGCCGAGAACAGGAGCCCGUUCUUAAUCAACUACUACGCAAGAAACUGGAGCCACAUGUUGAAGAUUGGGUUGAAGAAGGUCGUCUAGCUGGAGAGGAGGUGGCUAAUUGGGAUGGUGGUAGGGGAAGGGCCGAGAUCACAGGAUUGUGGGAAUGGGCGGGCAUAGCGGCGAAUGAGCAAGCGCGGAAGCACGAGUGGGGCGGAGACUAUACCGUUGAGGAGAUCGAAGGUGGAAUUGAGAAUGUGGUUACGGGGUUGAGGGACGAGGAGAGUGACGAGGAAGAGGGUGAGGAGGGAGACGAGGAAGGCGUUUGGUCGGCGGAAGUGGAGGGUCACGAGAACAAGAAGACUGAAGAAGGAGGAGGAGGAGGGGAAAGCCGCUAUCGAUGGAUGAUAUGCUGCGGUUUUUGGUGA
Messenger RNA from Letharia columbiana, 660 nucleotides. RefSeq lists its product as uncharacterized. Gene Ontology annotation, biological process: regulation of transcription by RNA polymerase II. NCBI's taxonomy places the organism in Eukaryota, Fungi, Ascomycota, Lecanoromycetes, Lecanorales, Parmeliaceae. The record is from RefSeq and is a predicted model, not a curated record. Gene Ontology annotation, cellular component: mediator complex; core mediator complex. The transcript is spliced from 2 exons. The coding region runs from base 1 to 660 and encodes 219 amino acids. Gene Ontology annotation, molecular function: transcription coregulator activity; RNA polymerase II cis-regulatory region sequence-specific DNA binding.